AUAAAGUUUUUUCUUUUUGUGCACUCCAAGGCCGCCAAUAUAAACUAGAAUCUUCCAGUUCCAAAAAUAUCACAAUCCCACCAACAAGUUAACGACCAAAUAUGAUAAGCCAGACUAACAACCUAAAACAACUUCCCCAAGUGGCAGUAGUGAUGGUACCACUUCCAGCACAAGGCCAUCUAAACCAACUCCUCCACCUCUCUCACCUCAUCACCUCCUACGGCAUACCUGUCCAUUACGCCGGCUCAACCACGCACAACCGCCAAGCGAAGCUCCGUCUCCAUGGUUGGGACUCACAAAGUUUAGCCAAAAUCCAUUUCCAUGACUUCCAACUCCCUCCUUACCACUCACCCCCUCCAAGUAUAGACACCUCUGUCCCUUUCCCUAAUCACUUAACCGCACUCUUUCAGGCGUCAUCUACCCAUCUUAGGGAACCCGUAUCUCAACUCUUGCACCAACUCUCGCAAAACUUCAGUCGAGUGGUCGUCAUUCAUGAUAUUAUUAUGGCUUAUGUGAUUCAAGAUGUGAAGCUCAUCCCAAAUGCUAAAGUCUUUACCUUUGUUCCGACUUCAGCCUUUACCAUGUUUGCAGACACAUGGGAAAGCAUACCUGAGGAAGUUAAACCGUUUCAGCUAGAUUCAAAAGAUAUCCCAGAAAAUAUUCCUACUGGUGAAGGGUGUGCAACGAAAGAAAUGGUGGAGUUUGCAAUUAAUCAAGUACAAUGUCUUGGGUUCGAAUCAGGGUGGAUUUACAACACCUCUAGAGCUAUAGAUGGCAGAUAUGUCACUUUGCUGGAGAAGUUAUCUUCAACUAAGUCACGGAUAAAACACUUUGCAUUAGGACCGUUUCAUCCGGUGCAUAUCAAAAACGAAAACGGUGAAAACAGACAUCAAUGUCUGAAAUGGCUAGAUGAACAAGAGAAAGGCUCAGUAAUUUAUGUGUCUUUUGGGUCAACAACAUCUUUGACAGAUGAUCAGAUUGAAGAGCUGGCAAAUGGGUUGGAAACAAGCAAGGUGAAGUUUAUAUGGGUGCUCCGUAGUGCAGACCGGACUAAUAUUUUUGAAGAAGCUGAUAAAUUCAGAAAGGCUCAACUUCCAGAAGGGUAUGAAGAUAGAGUGAGAGACAGGGGAAUGGUAGUGAGAGAUUGGGCACCACAGCUUGAAAUAUUAGCACAUCCAUCGACUGGCGGGUUUAUGAGUCAUUGUGGAUGGAAUUCAUGUAUGGAAAGUUUAAGUAUGGGAGUGCCUAUUGCAGCAUGGCCAAUGCAUUCUGAUCAGCCAAGAAAUGCAGCUUUGCUGAGCGAGGUGCUUAGAGUUGGUAUAUUGGUGAGAGAUUGGGCACACCGUGGCGAGAUUGUGAAAUCAAGUACUAUAGAGAAUGUGGUGAAGACAUUGAUGGCAUCAGAAGAAGGAAAAGAGAUGAUGAAAAGGGCUGCAGAGUUGGGUGAAAGUGUUAGAGGAUCAGUUGCUGAAGGUGGUGUGUGUUGUUUAGAGAGGGACUCUUUUAUUGCCCAUAUGUCUGAAUAAUGCAACCUUGUUUUUUUUUUUUUUUGUUCUUUAGAAAAAUUGAUACCAUUAAUCCCAAAUUGUUGUGUCUUCCAUUGUCAAUCUGAAGUUUCAUUUAUUUAUAAAUAAUCCCAAGUUUGGAAGAGUCUUCCUAAAUUAA
Messenger RNA from Beta vulgaris subsp. vulgaris (sugar beet), 1665 nucleotides. RefSeq names its product zeatin O-glucosyltransferase. The record is from RefSeq and is a predicted model, not a curated record. The transcript has a single exon. The coding region runs from base 102 to 1526 and encodes 474 amino acids. Gene Ontology annotation, molecular function: UDP-glycosyltransferase activity. NCBI's taxonomy places the organism in Eukaryota, Viridiplantae, Streptophyta, Magnoliopsida, Caryophyllales, Amaranthaceae.